This is a messenger RNA of Rhizophagus irregularis DAOM 181602=DAOM 197198, 1058 nucleotides long. The record is from RefSeq and is a predicted model, not a curated record. Lineage: Eukaryota; Fungi; Glomeromycota; Glomeromycetes; Glomerales; Glomeraceae.
AUCAUUUUACAAUUUUAUUUUUUUUAAAAAAUAUAUAUAUAUAUAACACUUUUCCAUUUUUGUGUUAGUUAAUUCUGUUACUUAAGAAAUUUUUCAUUAAAAGCCGAAUCGAACUAAUAAUAAAUGAUUUAAGAACCAACAAAGGAAACUCUUGGUACUGCGCUACGAAAGAGCGACAUUGGUCGAAAUUCUGCCGCAGAGGAUCUUUUUUAAAUUCUUAAUACCCAAAUAUGAAUAAAUCAUGUAAUACAAUUAAUGAUUGGAUGGAAGAUUUCUUUACCAUAUAAACAAAUAUAUCGAUGAUAAUAAAAAAUUUAAAGGGGUAAAAUUGUAAACAAAGGAACAAUCUAUUCGGAAAAAAGGGGGUAAAACUGCAAGAAUUUCAAAUAGUUUCGAAAGUUAAAAAAUUUUUUUUUUUAAGCAUAAUUUUUUUUCUUUUAUCUAUUACAUAAGGUUUAGUCAAAGUUUUAAAACAUGCACGAUAUAUAAUUUGAAAUUAAUAACAGAUAAUAUUACUUAUUUACAUAAUAGUAUAAAUAAAUUGUUCUUCUCUUGAUCCUCUUUCACUUUCAAUUUCUUCUCCUUAUUAUAAAACUUUCUCCUUAUGCAAAGUAUGAAAGGAAUAUUUUUCUCACAUUUCAUUUAUUUCCAAACAAAGGAAUUUUUAUUCUGGAAUCAUCCCAUGAUCCAUGAUGAUGAUGAUGAUGACGAUGUUGAGGAUGAUGUUAAUGUUGGAGGAUGAUGUUAUGUUACAAUAUGUAAAUUAUCCUAUACUAUUACUUUACGUAUUUUAAGUACAAUGAGGUAAAAUUGCAACAUAGCCUCAUAGUCAUAGGUAAGUAGAUCCUUUUUUUUUUUUCCUUAAUUGCUAAACAAGAUGCCCCUUUCCCUAUUUUUAAUCAUGGUACCUAUACCUAAAUUAUCCGUUCCCUGUACCGAUCACCUAUUCAAUAUACCAAUGAAUGAUUUUUUCCAUAUUUUUGUAUAUUUUUGUGUAUAUUUUGUAAAUUUUGCAUUUCUCGUGAUCCUGAGAAAUAAAAUAUGCAAUUAUUCCCCUA